This is a messenger RNA of Caenorhabditis sp. 36 PRJEB53466, 1155 nucleotides long. NCBI's taxonomy places the organism in Eukaryota, Metazoa, Nematoda, Chromadorea, Rhabditida, Rhabditidae. The record is from the annotation of a GenBank genome assembly.
AUGGCCAACAUACCCAGCUUUAUCGAUCGACUUUUGUCAGGUAGUCGUUUUUUGGCAAGAGCUGUGCGAGAAAAGUGCACCGCUUUCCAGUGAAUGACACAACGAAUCCGUCGCUGACGCACUGCAUCAAGGAGGCCGAGAUUGACGAAGUCAUUCAGAUGUGCACGCAGGUCAUUCUCGAUCAGGCGACGAUGGUCGAGGUGCAGUCGCCGAUCGCGGUACGCAAAAGCUAGGCGACAGACUGAAAAACCGGGACCAUUAUGACCUAGAAUAUAAACUUCCAGGUUUGCGGCGACAUCCACGGCCAGUACGUCGACCUGCUUCGGAUCUUCAACCGUUGCCGCUUCCCGCCGGACACCAACUACCUCUUCCUCGGCGACUACGUCGAUCGGGGACGGCAACAGAUCGAAGUGAUCUGCCUGCUGAUGGCCUACAAAAUCCGCUACAAGAACAGCUUUUUCAUUCUGCGCGGCAACCACGAGUGCGCGUCGAUCAACCGUACCUACGGAUUCUACGACGAGUGCAAACGGAGAUAUUCGCUCAGUUUGUACAAUGCGUUUCAGGUUUGACAAUUGUGAACAUUUGCGGAGACUGGGUUGUACAAUAGUUGUGAUUUAGGAUCUGUUCAACGCGCUCCCCCUGUGCGCCCUCAUCUCUGGCCGCAUAUUCUGUAUGCACGGCGGUCUGAGCCCGCAACUCGAGUCGUGGAAGCAGUUGGCGGCGAUCAAGCGCCCGUUCGACCCGCCAAACAAGUCGAUCGCGAUGGAUUUGCUGUGGGCGGACCCGGAGAACAAUAUGAACGGAUGGGCGAAGAAUACACGUGGAGUCUCGUACGUGUUCGGCGCCGACGUCGUCCGCGACUUUACCGACAAGAUGAACAUUGAUUUGAUCGCGCGCGGACACCAGGUCGUGCAGGAUGGCUACGAGUUUUUCGCCAACAAACGCUUGGUGACCAUCUUCUCGGCGCCCAAGUAUUGUGGCGAGUUUGACAACAAUGCGGGCGUGAUGAUUGUCGAUGAGAACCUCGUCAUCUCGUUUGAAAUUCUGAAGCCCGCGAUGCGAGAGGUGAAGGUCAAGGCUCGCGAAGCGGUACGGAACGCGUCGACGAGAAGCGUGCUUGUCAGCAGUCGAGGACCCAAGUCGAGGAUGGGAUGA